This is a messenger RNA of Austrofundulus limnaeus, 2893 nucleotides long. RefSeq names its product NOP2/Sun RNA methyltransferase 2 (gene nsun2). Gene Ontology annotation, molecular function: tRNA binding; tRNA (cytidine-N5)-methyltransferase activity. Gene Ontology annotation, biological process: tRNA methylation. Gene Ontology annotation, cellular component: nucleus; cytoplasm. The transcript is spliced from 19 exons. The record is from RefSeq and is a predicted model, not a curated record. Bases 140 to 2431 code for a protein of 763 amino acids. NCBI's taxonomy places the organism in Eukaryota, Metazoa, Chordata, Actinopteri, Cyprinodontiformes, Rivulidae.
ACACAACCGACCACAGCGCAUCUCCUAAAACGCCUAGCUUUAUAGCACAGUUUGUCCGCAUGUUAGGGUCUUUUUUUUCCUGCCUCCACACACUCCGUUGUUCCGUAGACGUUUGUCCAAGGUGGUCUGUUGUUCCAACAUGGGUAAACGAAGCAGGCAGAGGCAGAAAAACCAGAAUGCUGGCAGCAGAGACGACAGAGACAGCGCUGGCUGGGGAGCAGGCUACGCAGACAUCGUCAAAGAGAACAAGCUGUUUGAGCAUUACUACAAGGAACAAGGCCUGAUCCCUGAGGGAGAGUUUGAGCAGUUCAUGGAGGCGAUGAGGGAACCUCUGCCAGCAACCAUCCGCAUCACUGGAUAUAAAAGCCACGCCAAGGAGAUCCUCCACUGUUUGAAGGGAAAAUAUUUCAAGGAUAUUCAAGAUUUGGAAAUCGAUGGCCAGAAGAUUGAAGCCCCACAGCCUCUCAGCUGGUAUCCUGAUGAGCAGGCCUGGCACACCAACAUGAGCAGGAAGCUCAUUAGGAAGUCUCCCCUGCUGGAGAAGUUUCAUCAGUUCCUCAUCAGCGAGACGGAGUCUGGUAACAUCAGCCGACAGGAAGCUGUCAGCAUGAUCCCUCCUCUGCUCCUGAAGAUUGAGUCCCAUCACAAGAUCCUGGACUUGUGUGCAGCUCCGGGGUCAAAGACGGCUCAGCUGAUUGAGAUGCUUCACUCUGACAUGGACGUGCCGUUUCCAGAGGGUUUUGUGAUCGCCAACGACGUGGACAACAAGCGCUGCUACCUGCUGGUUCAUCAGGCCAAGCGGCUCAACAGCCCCUGCAUCAUGGUGGUCAACCACGACGCCUCCUGCAUCCCCACACUCCAGGUCCAAUCAGACGGCAAGAAGGACAUCCUCUUCUAUGACCGUGUCCUGUGUGACGUGCCCUGCAGUGGGGACGGGACCAUGAGGAAGAACAUCGACGUGUGGAAGAAAUGGACGACCAGUAACAGCCUCCACCUCCACGGGCUCCAGCUGCGUAUUGCAGUGCGCGGGGUUGAGCAGCUGGCUGUGGGAGGCAGGAUGGUUUAUUCCACCUGUUCACUCAACCCUAUAGAGGACGAAGCUGUUAUCGCAGCACUGCUGGAGAAGAGUGAAGGAGCGUUGGAGCUGGCUGAUGCGUCCGGUGACCUCCCUGGACUGAAGUGGAUGCCUGGGGUCACUUCCUGGAAGUUAAUGACCAAAGAGGGCCAAUGGUUCUCGGACUGGUCCGAGGUUCCCACCAGUCGUCACACUCAGAUCCGUCCGACGAUGUUCCCCCCCAAAGAUGUGGAGAAAUUGGCCGACAUGCACCUGGAGAGAUGUAUGAGGAUUCUGCCACAUCAUCAGAACACAGGAGGGUUCUUUGUGGCUGUGCUGGUGAAAAAAGCCCCGAUGCCCUGGAACAAAAGAUAUCCUAAGUUGAGGACGAACCCCUCGUCGAGCUCAUCAGCCCAAACUGCCGGCUCCUCUGCAGCCUCGUCCCCAGCUGACAACCCCCACCUCCCCACUGAUGGCUCCCCAGAGGAGGUGGAGGAAGAUGGCUCAGGAGGGAAAGGAGACGAAGAGGCAGAGCAUGAGGCGCCUUCAGGAGCUGCUUUGGCUCAGGAGGCUGGUGGUAAACAAGAUGCACGGUGUGGACCUCCACCCUCUAAAAAGCUGAGGUUGUUUGGGUAUAAAGAAGACCCCUUUGUGUUCCUGACUGAAGACGAUCCCGUCUUCAACACCAUCCAAUCGUUCUACGAUAUGUCUCCUGACUUCCCCAAACUCAACGUUCUGACCAGAACCCACGAAGGCAAGAAGAGACACUUGUACAUGGUGUCCAAAGAGCUGCGCAACGUGCUGCUAAACAACAGCGAGCGCAUGAAGGUCAUUAACACCGGGGUGAAGGUGUGGUCUCGUAACAGUGAUGGAGAAGAGUUUGGUUGUGCCUUCAGACUGGCUCAGGAGGGAAUCUACACCCUUCAGCCGUAUAUUCGCUCCAGGAUCAUCAGAGUGAGUGUGGAGGACAUCAAAGUGCUGCUGACUCAGGAGAACCCUUUCCUCAGCAAACUGGAGGACGCCGCUCACGCUCAGGCCAAACAAAUGGGAAUGGGCAGCAUUGUGUUGAAGUACAUCCCAAACCCAAAUAACCCCACUGAGCCUCAGUGUUCCAUCCAGCUGUGCGGCUGGAGGGGAAAGACCUCCAUCCGAGCCUUCGUCCCCCGAAACGAGCGCUUUCAUUAUCUCCGUAUGUUGGGCGUGGAGGUGUUCAGAGACAAACAGGGCCAGACGCUGAAAAGUAGGGAUGGAAAGAAGGAGGAGGAGGAGGUUGAGGGGGAGGAAACGGCAGCCGUGGAAAACGAGGCGGAGCUUGAGAACGGCGGUGAAGACCAAGCAGCGGAACCAAAGACUGACAGCAGCAACAAGGAGAGCUAGAGCUUUAGUGGAGAUAAAACAAUCACCAGAGUGACUGAUUCAAGCUGGAAGUGUUGACUGAAUCUGAAACCACACGAUAUGUUCGAGCAGCAAAAUGUGCCUCAGUUUACCAAGCUACCUGUCAGGCCUGGACCGGACUCCUUUUGAGUUUUAUCUCCCAGGAGUCAGCUUGUUAGUUAAAUGGCUUGUUUUAUUUUAGUUUAUGUGUUUAUUUUAGUUCCUUUUUAAUAGCAUCUAAUUUUCUACAUUUGUAGCCAAAGCAGAAAUAUUGAGUUAAUUAAAAAUUUGAAUUGACAGUCGUGUCACCUACAAGAUUUUUGGACCUUUUGGUGCAUUUUACAACCAUUUUGAUAAAAAAAAGUGUGGGGGGGGGUAAGAAAACGCAUUGAUCAGAAUUAGACAAUUGCUGACAGUUUCCACUUUUCAGUGAACGAUUUUCUAAUUAAAAACUAGAGAAUUUUA